AUGUCACAAGAAGAAGCAGAGUCCAGUGUAGUCUAUGAGGAACCCAUUGAUAUUCCCUUGGAGGACGAUGACGAUGACGAUGACGAUGAAGACGAAAUGGAAGAAGAAGAAAAUAACGUACCUUUAAGCAGCCAGGCGGACCAGGACAACGAUUCAGAUGAUAGUGCUGAUAACGGAAUUGGGUCUGAGACGCCCGGAAGUGUCAUGGGCCUUUCCGCUGACCCAAGAGAUGUUGCAGAAGAAGAAGAUGAUGAAGAAGAAGGGGAAGAUGAGGAGGAAGAGGAAGAGGACAAUGACGAUGACGAAGAAAAUGAUAAUGACAAUGCCGACGGCAAUGACAACGAAAAUGAAUUAGGGAGUUCUAAGUCUGAGAGGGGGGAACCUGGUGUUCAAACCAGUAAAAGGUAUAAGAAAUAUCCCAAGCUAGACCCUGCAAAGGCUCCUCCGGGGAAAAAAGUUCCGCUGCAUCUACUAGAGAAAAGAAGACUAGGCCGUAUUAAAGCUGCUGAAGAAUUUGCCAAAACGCUGAAAAAAAUCGGGAUCGAGAAGGUAGAGGCGACCACUUUACCUGCAACAGGCUUAUUUCAGCCCUUAAUGCUAAUUAACCAGAAAAACUAUUCAUCGGAUUACUUGAAAAAAGAUGAUCAAAUAUUUGCCCUUAGAGAUAGAAAAUUCUUGAGAAAUAAUAAUACUACUCAAGUUUCUAGUACCAACACUCCUGAUGUUGUAGAUUUGAAAAACUUGUCCCAUACAGAGCCAAGUACGGCUCCACUUAAUGACGAAAUAGAUCUAAACGACCCAACCGCAACUAUAGUAAUACAUCCUGGUUCCAAUUCCAUAAAAAUAGGUUUUCCUAAAGAUGAACAUCCUAUAAUAGUCCCAAAUUGCGUAGCGGUACCUAAAAAAUGGUUGAACCUCGGAAAUGGUCCAAAUGAAGAUAACAUUUCUUUACAAAGAGAGCAAUCUGAUGAGUUUGAAAAUAUCAAGUCAGAAAUGGAAAAGAACUUCAGAGAACGAAUGAGAUAUUACAAAAGAAAAGUCCCCGGUAAUGCUCAUGAACAAGUGGUUUCCUUUAAUGAAAACUCCAAACCAGAAAUUAUUUCAGAAAAAAAUGAUCCGUCUCCCAUAGAAUGGAUCUUUGAUGACUCUAAACUAUACUAUGGCUCAGACGCAUUAAGAUGCGUGGACGAAAAAUUUGUUGUUAGGAAACCAUUUCAGGGCGGCUCUUUCAACAUCAACUCGCCAUAUUAUGAAUCGUUGGCAGAAUUAAUUUCAGAUGUUACAAAACUUUUGGAAUAUGCUCUUGCUUCAGAAACUCUGAACGUGAAAUCUACCAAAUUCAAUCAGUACAAAGUUGUGUUGGUAAUACCAGACGUAUUCAAGAAAAAUCAUGUAGAGACUUUCAUCAGAGUUCUACUUACCGAAUUGCAGUUCCAAGCUGUUGCGGUUAUUCAAGAGUCGCUAGCAACUUGCUAUGGUGCCGGGAUCAGCACUUCCACAUGCGUAGUGAACAUAGGUGCCACUGAGACAAGGAUUGCUUGUGUUGAUGAAGGGACGGUUCUGGAGCAUAGUGCAGUUACCCUAAAUUACGGUGGAGAUGACAUUACAAGACUGUUUGCCCUGUUGUUAUUACAGAGUGACUUUCCCUUACAAGAUUGGAAGAUCGAUACUAAGCACGGCUGGCUUCUUGCCGAACAAUUGAAGAAAAAUUUUACCACUUUUCAAGAUGCUGAUAUAGCAGUGCAGUUAUAUAAUUUCAUUAACCGUUCGCCCAAUCAACCGAGUGAAAAAUACGAGUUCAAAUUAUUCGACGAGGUCAUGCUAGCCCCACUAGCUUUAUUUUUUCCGCAAAUUUUCAAGUUGAUACGAAGUUCAUCUGGCAAAAAUUCUAACCUUGAAUUUCAAUUGCCUGAAUCGCGUGAUCUUUUCACUAAUGAGUUGAACGACUGGAACUCCUUAUCACAAUUCGAAAGUAAAGAAGGAGAUUUGUACAGUAAUUUGAAUGAUGACCUCAAGAUCUUGAACAAAAUAUUGGAGGCCCAUACCAUAAUUGAUCAAAUCCAAGACAAACCUGAAAAUUAUGGGGAUACCUCAAAGGAAAAUUUUGCACCUUUGGAGAAAGCUAUCAUUCAAAGUAUUGCAAAUGCUUCUAUAACUGCGGAUGUGACGAGAAUGAAUUCAUUUUAUUCAAAUAUACUCAUUGUUGGUGGCACUUCUAAGAUUCCCGCUCUGGAUUUUAUUUUAACGGAUAGAAUCAACAUUUGGAGACCUUCCUUAUUGAGCUCGGCAUCAUUUCCACAGUUUUACAAAAAGUUGACCAAGGAGAUUAAAGAUUUGGAAAGUCAUUUCGUCAAUGCGCCCGACAAGACGGAAGAAGAGAACAAACAAGUUAUGCAAUCACAAAUUAAAGAUAAAGUUGUAGCAGAGCUCGAUGAACAGCAUCAAAAUAUUGAAAACCAAAAUGGUAAUGAACAUCUUUUUCCAGUAAGCAUUAUUCCUCCACCGCGGGACAUGAAUCCUGCCUUGAUAAUUUGGAAAGGCGCCAGCGUCUUAGCGCAAAUAAAACUUGUUGAAGAGCUGUUUAUUACAAAUAACGACUGGGACGUUCAUGGGAGUAGGAUCUUACAGUAUAAAUGUAUUUUCACGUAUUAG
Molecule: messenger RNA, 2652 nt
Organism: Saccharomyces kudriavzevii IFO 1802
Lineage: Eukaryota; Fungi; Ascomycota; Saccharomycetes; Saccharomycetales; Saccharomycetaceae
Gene: ARP8
Product: Arp8p
Exons: 1
Coding region: 1-2652 (883 amino acids)
Biological process (GO): regulation of DNA-templated transcription; double-strand break repair
Cellular component (GO): Ino80 complex
Source: RefSeq, a predicted model, not a curated record